GUGGUCCCGGCAGCGGGGUAGGGCCCGGGUGGGAGGUCCGAACGCCAAGCCCGGCCCCGAGAGCCCCCCAAUAACGGUCGAAGUUAAGAAGGCCCCUUAGUCAUCCCCUUCCAAUAUCCUUGUUUUUACAGAAGGGGAAACUGAGGCCCAAGGAAAUUUGGUACUUUGCCCCAAGUUACAAAUCCGAGUCCGACCCAGACCCUGGAACCCUUACUCUCCCCAUUCCCGGGAAGAAUCUUCCCCGUCCUUGUUUUCCCUUUCAGGCAGGGCCUGACGGUACCCAGUGCCAUUAUACAGAUGAAGAGUCUGAGGCCAGAAAGUUCACAUCCCAGCCUUGCGUGUCUGUAGGCAAGGUGGCCUGGGAGGGAGUGAUUGUGAGAGUGUAGUAGGAGACUUGCAGAAGGGACCUUGGCCCCAGACCCAGCCUUUGAGCCAGGCUUGCACCUGCCCACCUUUCAGGCCUCAGCCUAGCCCCCCAGUGAAGGGCAGGCUCACCCCAAAUUCCUUAGUGGGACCCCAAGCCAAUGUUACAUCUUUCGGUGAACACAUAUAAAGUGCUGGGGCACUUGAGGAUGAGUGAGCUCAGACCGCCUGCCUGGGGGGACAGAAAGGCCAACAUGUGCUUAUAAGUUAGGAUGAGAUCCCUGGUGUGAGGGGCCAGAGGAGAGCAAGGGGACAUUUAUGCUAGGCUUCAAAGGAUGAAUAGGAGUUUGCGUGUUAGAGAGACAGAUAGAAGGACAUUGCAGGCAGAGGAGCUUUCCACUUUUUUCCUGCUGGAAGCUGGCAGCAUCCAGCCCCAGGACCACCCUCGAGCACCCUCAGCAAAGCCAUCACACCGGCUGCUGACCCAUGCCUUGGGCCACACGGCCCUGCCGGGCCUGCUCCUGAGCCUGCUGCUCCUGCCGGCGCUGGGCUGGCAGCAGGAGUGCCACCUGGGCACCCUGCGGUUCCUGCACGCCUCUGCCCUGCUUGCCCUGGUGGCUGGGCUGCUGGUUGUGUUGCUGGCGGCCCUUGGGGUGCCCCACGCGACCGGCGGCUGCGGCUAUAUGCCCGUCCACCUGGCCAUGCUGGCUGGGCAGAGCCACUGCUCCAGACGGCCCCGCGGGGCGCUGCCGCCGUGGCUGCUGCCAUGGCUGCUGCUGACCCUGACGCCGCUGCUCAGCUCCGAGCCGCCCUUCCUGCAGCUCCUCUGCGGCCUCCUCGCCGGCCUAGCCUACGCGGCCGGGGCCUUCCGGUGGCUGGAGCUCUCGGAGCGGCGGCUGCAGGUGCUGCAGGAGGGCGGCCUGUGCAGGGUGCUGGCUGGGUGCUGGCCCCUGAGGCUCCUUCCUGCCCCAGGCAGCCCUCCUGAGCUACCUCUCACCCAUGCCCCCAGAGCCAGGCCUGCGGUCCCUGGCCCUGCUCACGUGGCCUCCCCUGGCCUCCGGGUCCACAGCGAUGGUGCAGCCCCUCGCCCGCCAGGCCUGGGGUCCAUGCAGCUGACCCGGGAUGGCUCCUCCGAGGUGGGCCUGGUGUGGGCCGCGCCUGGCUUCCCCCCAGAGGCCCCGCUGUGGGCAACCCUAGACGAGCAGAUGCUGCAGGAAGGGAUUCAGGCCUCGCUCCAUGAGGGGCCAGCCCAGGAGCCCACAAGCCCACUGUGGCUGCCGAAGUCCUCCGUCUCCUCACUGCGGCUGCAGCAGCUUGAGCGCAUGGGCUUCCCCACGGAGCAGGCGGUGGUGGCGCUGGCAGCCACCGGCCGCGUGGAGGGUGCCGUAUCACUGCUGGUUGGGGGACAGGUGGGGGCCGAGGCCCUGGUGACGGAGGGGAGGGGACAGCCUGCCGACCCUGAGGGUCCCGGACCCCCUUAACCCAGGCAGAGAGUGGGGUACAGGUAGGCGUGAGGUGAUAAGAGGCCUGGUCUGCUGGGCAGGGAGCCUGAGCCCCUGUGCUGUCCACUGAGGGUCCUGACAAGGGGCGCAAGGCCACCUCUGGGGGCAGGAGAGGGCCCUCAGCACCCUGCCCUGUCACUUGUUUAAAAUAAAAACCAGUUUGUUUUUCAA
This is a messenger RNA of Choloepus didactylus (southern two-toed sloth), 2036 nucleotides long. RefSeq names its product rhomboid domain containing 3 (gene RHBDD3). Gene Ontology annotation, molecular function: protein binding; serine-type endopeptidase activity. The transcript is spliced from 6 exons. NCBI's taxonomy places the organism in Eukaryota, Metazoa, Chordata, Mammalia, Pilosa, Megalonychidae. The record is from RefSeq and is a predicted model, not a curated record. Gene Ontology annotation, cellular component: membrane. The coding region runs from base 699 to 1844 and encodes 381 amino acids.